Messenger RNA from Chara braunii, 1005 nucleotides. The record is from the annotation of a GenBank genome assembly. Lineage: Eukaryota; Viridiplantae; Streptophyta; Charophyceae; Charales; Characeae.
UUUGGUCAGGAACGAGAGAUAUAGAAGGAGGAGGUUGGAGAGGAGAGUAGAGCAGAGAAGGUGAGUUAUGACGAACAUAUAUUUGGGAGCGCCGCCCGUAGCAGGGUAUGGGGCGCCAUCGCCAACUUUUCAGAGUACCAAUCAAGCGGGGGAGGUGUCGUGUUACUUAUGCGGCAAGACGGGGCAUUAUGCGAGAAAUUGCUGGGCCGCCGGGCAAGGCAGACCAGCCCAGCAGUAUCUUCCUCCACCGGUUACAACUGCAGUCGAUGAUGAAACGAACGAGAUGAAGGCCUACUUUCGAAAGAAGAUGCAGAGGCAAAAAGCGGAGGAGGAAAAGAAAGUGAGGGAAGAGGAAGGAAGGAGGAGGAGGGAGGAAGAGGAAAGGAGGGAAGCAGAUAGGCUGCGGGAAGCAGAGGCGAGAGAGGCGAAGUUGGAAGCCAAGCUUCUACGGCUGAUGAGUCAGCAUAGUCGACAGACGGGUAAUAAUCCCCCACCACUGGGGAAGAAAAAAUCUCCAACUACAAAAGCUCGAAUGUUAAGGGAGAUUCGAAGUUAUCUGGACGAGUCGGAUGAUGAGAGUGAAGAGGUGAAGGAAGAGGCUGAGAGACUCAUUGACGCCAUUGAGCGAAGGAAAGGGAAGAGAAGGAUGAACGGAGAAAAACGAGUACCGAAUCUCAGAGUUAAGACCAAUAGAGCGUCUCCAAUACUGAUUGACGAUCGUCCGGAGGAUGACGUGCAUACUCCUCCCGUGCGGAGAGGGCGGGAAGAUCGGGGUGCGUUGAAUGGGGAAGUGCUGAACUUCGCGCUGGAGAUGCACCAGAAGCUUUCGGCGAAGAAAGUUCCGGAGCUGCGGAAGAUUUGCAAUGAAGAGGGCAUUGAAUGGACGAAGAAAGAUUUGGCGGUUAAUGAACUGGUAAGGUGCAGAACCAGGUUGACAUAUGGCGAAAGCAGUGAUAACGUACACAUCGAUGAAAGGUGAGAGAGACGAUGGAUCGCCUUGAGACA